AUGGCCAUAUUUUCAGAAUGCUUGGGAUCAGUUCGGCCACUUUGUAUGAUAGGACAUAUGUUAUCUUCUUCAUUUGUGCUUGUAUAUAUUAGUUUAUCGCUGAUGAAAGGUUGUUCUUGUCAGAACAGUAGUUUAGUCUUUUCCCAACAGGAGGAGGGGAGAAUUGGACAUUUUGUGGGCAGCGUGGCCGAGUAUGUUAACACUCUCAGCACAGUUGGCGAGGGUGAUAGAUCGAGUCUUAGAUAUAGCAUGCUGCCAGACUCUAGUGGGUACAGUAGUUUGUUCACUAUAGACUCAGUUUCUGGCAAUUUGUCCUUGGCAAAGAGAGUUGACCGUGAAUCCAUUUGUCCACUUUCAAACUCUUGUGAGGUUAGAUUUCGUGUCGCCGUCAGCGGCCGGGAUAACUUUUUCAUCACUGUCCCCGCAACCGUUAAUAUCCUAGAUGUUAACGAUAACAGUCCAACUUUCCCACCACCCGGGGAAGUUGACAUCCACAUCAGCGAGGCAGCGUCAUUCAACUUCACUCAUGUCAUCGCGUCUGCAACUGACGCAGACACCAGCGAGAAAUUCGGGGUCUUGUCCUACACACUGGAGCCUCCAAGUGACACAUUUCUUGUGGUGAUGACUCGGAACUUCGUUGGAACAUCCCAUGUGAACCUUCUGGUUAAACAAAAGCUGGAUCGGGAAGUACAGGAAAGGUACAAACUUCUGGUUGUGGCCAAAGAUGGAGGGGAUCCACCCAGAAGUGGAAGUCUGACAGUAAAUGUUGUAGUUGAUGACGUCAAUGAUAACGACCCAACGUUUUCUAAUAAAGUAUAUUCCGCCAGUUUUGGCGAGGAAAAGGAACAAGGGUACAAGAUAAUUACCGUUGAGGCCACCGAUAAUGACGUAGGCGACAAUGGAAAGAUCGUUUAUGAACUGAAUUCUGUUCUUUCAGGAAACUCAGAAAUUACUGAUAAGAUCCAUGUUGACAGAGCAACCGGUGAGUUGUCUUUGCAGCAGAGAAUAACCAGCGGGGAGUAUAGAUUCGUUAUAGACGCUCGCGAUUUGGGAAACCCCCCUCGCUCUGACCAAGCCGUUGUCAAGGUAACCGUUCUUGAUACUAUAAAUAAUCAACCAAUUGUAAGGUUGAAUCCAGUUCAAAUUGGGGCGCUUCCGAUUGGCUGGGUUUCUGAAGGCUCUCGGGAGAGUACUGUGGUGGCAGUGAUCAGCGUGGAAGACAACGACACGGGGAAGAAUGGUAGUGUCUCUUGUCAAAGUUUGGACUCCUUCUUCCAGUUACAGCUGCUCGAAACGAAACGGUACAAAUUGAUGCUGGCAAAAACUUUAGACAGAGAAACUAACAAUUCAUUGACUGUUGAAAUCGUUUGCAAAGACGAAGGAAAUCCGAGUUUGAACUCUACCACUAGCUUCAUUGUCAAUGUGUUUGAUAUCAACGACAACAGUCCGGUAUUUUUGGAGUCGUCAUAUACACAAGCGAUUCCUGAAAACAACUUAAUCGACAGUACGGUGUUGGUGGUAAGUGCUUCGGACAUGGAUGAUGGCCAGAACGGUGCAGUUGAGUACAUGCUCCGAGGUGAUGAAGGCAACUUUAGAAUUAUUUCAGAAUCUGGGGUUAUCAAAGCGAGCAGGAGGUUUGACCGCGAGCAGGUGGCGAAGUACACAUUCCAGGUUCUAGCUGUGGAUCGUGGGAGUCCGAGCCUCACAGGGACUGCGUCAGUUACUGUAGUCAUUUCUGACGUCAAUGAUGUUGCUCCGGGUUUCUCACAGGACAGCUACAAGUUUCAGAUCUAUGAGAACAACAACCCUGGAAGUAUUGUAGGAAAUAUCACUGUCUUUGAUCCAGAUCUGGAAAGUGGAGGGGUAGUUGUCCUGACUCUCAAGUCUAUGACUGACAUUGACAAUGUCCCGUUUGUUGUCACCUCGGAUGGCGUCCUCUCCAGUCGGGGCAAGCUGGACAGAGAAGAGACAGACACUUACCACUUCUACGUCAUCGCAACUGACCAGGGCAGACAGAAAUUAUCCUCAUCAGCUACCAUAACUGUCCAAAUUUUGGACGUCAAUGACAAUCGACCGACUUUCGUUUUUCCCAGUGACCAAAACUUUACUUCCUACAUCAGCACCCCAGUUGACCAGGACUCUGCAAUCCUUCGCGUGGACGUGAACGAUUCUGACGGUAACCAAAACGCUUUCAUCACCUACACCUUAGCUGCUAGCAACGCUUCACGCCUCUUUAGAAUUGGUCUUUUCGAUGGACAAGUUUUCGCUAAUACAGAUUUGGGCACUUCCGAAGCAGGGAUCUAUUUCCUGGACAUUAACGUCACCGACCAAGGGGUUCCCCAAUUGUGGGAUGUCCGAACUCUAUAUAUAGUUAUCCAAUCAAAAUAUUCCAACACUGAUGACGACAAAUGGCAUCUGCACGUGUUAAUCAUCGCGUGUAUCGUCUGUGGCACGAUCAUCGUCUCCGGGGUCAUACUGAUGGUCAUAUGUAUGGUUCGGAAGCAAGAUAAGAUGGCUAGUUUGCAGACGACGGAAUCACUGUUUCCUAGAAAACAACUAACAGACAACAAAUAUUCAAUAGAUGAUGGUCAGCACAGACGUCAAGUGGUAGUGAAAAAGCCGGAAGACUUUCACAGCACCAGCUCUAACGAGACAGCCACGACAGGAGACAGCGGCCUUGGGAGUGACGAGGAUAUGUCCACUAGCUUGGAGCAAGCUGCUCCCCCUUCUGUCUUCACAGAAUUGGCUACCCCCAUUGACCGGCCGGUUCUGUGGAGUCGGGUGAACCCAAAUACAGGGAGGUCAGCAUCUUCAUCACCUCAGCAUUACCUAGUACAACAGACAGCAAUGAAAUCUAACUCCAUUGUGAGAUUUCAUUCCCAUGUGACUGACAAACAGCCGGCCUGGCUGCCUGAAAGAACGUAUUUUAAACAGCCUCAAAACAGCACGUUCAGCACUAGCAGAGGCCAGCAGAGCAAACACCCAACAGCAUCAGCUCCAUCUCAAGGGCACCAAAAUCAUUAUCACCAAUCUCUCCAAAACAUUCCUCAAAGACCCCCACAGACAACUCCACACACACAGUUUGAGUUUGGCCCUAAGAGUAGCAUCCCCUUGCAAGGUCAUGGUCAGAAACAGAUUUCGUUUCUGUCCCAAUCUUCCUUUGGGGAUGACAAUAGUGACCUUAACACGACCACAUCUGGGAGUUACAGUGUGGCCUCGGACGACGCUGAGAGGUUCUACAGUUUGGCCGAUGCUCGUGUUAAAGACAUGUAUGUGUGA
Candidula unifasciata is the source of this 3279-nucleotide messenger RNA. Lineage: Eukaryota; Metazoa; Mollusca; Gastropoda; Stylommatophora; Geomitridae. The record is from the annotation of a GenBank genome assembly.